GCGGCCACUGCUGCAUCCAACCCCUCCACUUCUCACUUCCACUUGCACCCACUGCCACUGGCAUUUGCCUGCGGACCGUUUGCACUACGGAGGACUAUUGGGACCCCGCCAACCAACCUCUCACGUUUCCACUGCCAGUGUUGCCGCAGUGUCUGUUCCUCUCUCUCGCUCUGCCAGUGUCUCUCUCACACUCUUACCUCGCGGCCCCUUCGAAGCUCUCUCCCGCCCGUGUCCCGAGCUCCAGAGUAUCAAAGCUCCCCAGCUCUAGCUCCGUCAUCUCUAACCCUCUCUGUCACUACUGACGCCAGAGAACCGGCCUGGAGCUUGCUCCUUUCUCGUUCUCCUGUCCCUGAGAUGGGGGGAUAGCUACCGCCCACCCACGGCUGCAUCAUGGCUUUUUGCGCCCUUCUCUGGGCCUCUGGCUCUCUACCUGUCCAGUUCUCGCCCUCUCCUCGUGCUGUUUUCUAGCCGACCCCCUUCCUCUAUCCGGCCUUCGGUCGCGCAUUUCCCCUGCCUCCGGCUUAGUGAUUGACUUUGGCCCUGAACCCUGACGUCUGCAAAGAGCUCCCCAGGGCUUCCCAAAGUCCUCAGCCGUACUCUCACCCUGACUUAAACUCGUCCAUAUUCUGUCCUCUUUAUCCUCUCUUUUCCCUUCCUGUUCCUUUACCUCUGCUCGUAUCCUUUCCAUUACUUUCAACCAUAGUUUUUCGCCGACCUCUUCGAACCUCAUCCUCAUCCGCCCUACAACAUGGUGGGCCCUAGAAAGCGACGUCAAGACCCUGAAGACGAGGAAGAAGAGCUCGUAGCUCUCCCAAGCGACGACGACGAAGAGGAAGAAGAAUAUGAAGAUUCCGAGGUUGAUGACGAUGAAGAAGGUGAAGAAGAGGACGACGAGGAGGAAGUAGAAGGAGAAGAGGAAGAAGAGGAGGAGGAGGAAAAAGCUCCUCCAAAGAAGCGCAAGGCUGAGGCCGAGCCUGCCGAGCCUGCCUCCAAGAAAUCCAAGUCCACGGCCAAGGCCAGCAAGAAGGAGGAAGAGGAUGAGGAAGGAGAGGAAGAGGAAGAAGCCGAGAAUGACGCUCCUGAAGAAGAUGACGCCGAUGAGGAGGAGCACGAAGAGGAUGAGCCGGCCGUCAAGACAAAAGUCAUUGCUGGUUCCGAGAGCAAGACCGAAGCCGCUGAGGCGGAGACGGAGGAUCUCGAUGACGAAGAGUAGUUCGACCAACACCUGGGUGUCUUCUCGAAUCUUUCCAAAAAGCGACCCGGACUGGAACAGAUAGAACAAGCAGCUACACUUGGCUUGUACCAAAACCAAAAUGGCAUCGACAACAACCUCUCCAGCCAUGAA
Molecule: messenger RNA, 1345 nt
Organism: Exophiala dermatitidis NIH/UT8656
Lineage: Eukaryota; Fungi; Ascomycota; Eurotiomycetes; Chaetothyriales; Herpotrichiellaceae
Exons: 3
Coding region: 749-1213 (154 amino acids)
Source: RefSeq, a predicted model, not a curated record